AUGAUGUACUACGCUAUACUACACCCACUACGCCAAUCGGGUUUUGUAGAGACCAGGGGCGUUUAUAUAUUGGCCACCAUAUGGCUGUUUGGCAUUCUCGUGUCAUUACCUAACUUUAUCAUGACUCAUACGUUCACCUUUCGCUAUAAAUCGCAAGUUUAUUUAGAUUGUAGGGAAGAGUGGGGCGAAGGCACCGGGGGCGAAAUUUACUCGACAACACUAUUCCUGUUCACAUUCGCGCUGCCAUUAUUUGCACUGAUAUUCAUAUACGGCUCAAUUGGAUAUACAAUACUGACCCGCAAACCGGUGGGCGAAUCACAACAGUUGGCCAACACUAGGAACAUAGCGUCCAUUAAGGCGAUCAAGAUGAUGUCGAUGGUGGUGAUACUAUUUGCCAUAUGCUGGACACCAAUUCAGAUGUUUAAUUUUGUGAUCUGGAUAUUUGGCAACUCGCUAAAGACCCGGACACAAUUUCAAAUGAACGUUUAUGUGUCUAGUUUUUUUCUUUGCCACUGGCUCGCGAUGGCCCACUCAUUAGUCAAUCCAUUCAUCUAUUGCUUCAUGAGUGAUAACUUCAGG
Molecule: messenger RNA, 579 nt
Organism: Medioppia subpectinata
Lineage: Eukaryota; Metazoa; Arthropoda; Arachnida; Sarcoptiformes; Oppiidae
Source: the annotation of a GenBank genome assembly